GCAAAUUGACUUUCAACAGACCUCAUUACUGAUAUCCACGCCAACAACGAGCCAUAUGUCAACGCGGUAUAAGCCAUGGCUGAAAAGGAAAACAAGACAAUAAAAGGUUGGUAGAAAUGGUGAGAAAUGGUUUCGCUGGUUGGUGUGACCAAGGCUAAUUGUUCCUUCUACGAUCUAAGCUGAAAUGAUUGCUCAAUUCUAGAUUCCGUGGCGUUCAGUUGUAUAAAGGGGUUCUUGUUCUUGUCUUGCGGGUUCUCUGGGGUAAUGGUAACUUGCACUAGCGACUACUAUUCAGAUGCCGAUGCUAUUAUUACCCUCUAUCCUCCGAGGGACCAGUCGACAUGGUCGAUAGGGAAGUCGUGGCUAUUACUCUAGCUCUUAUUAGGGAACUAGUUUGGUAGAGCGUACGAUUUGAAGCCUAGAGAGGAGGUACCUACUGUUUACCCUAUAUAUAAUACACGAUCUCAGUGGCUACUUUUCGAUAAGCGCUGAUAUGAGAUGCUGAAGAUGUCCACAAGCACCUUGAUCUUAGAGAUUCAACAGAAGCUAAACCGACAUGAUAUCUGGUAUCUGGAGGUUAUUGCAGUUCACCCUUCGCUCCAAGGUAGAGGGGAUAGGGAAAAAAACAAUGCAAGCGGUUUUGGACUAUAUUGGCCAGAACCUCAUCUACUUAGAGUGUACAAAAAGGUCCAAUAUUUCCUUUUGUGAAAACCUUGGUUUUAAACUGCUCAUCUGACAGUAAGAAUUCAGAGGAUGAUGACGAUACUAUUUCAUAUUGGGCGAUGCUGAAGGCGUAGACAUGAACAUUA
This is a messenger RNA of Talaromyces proteolyticus, 809 nucleotides long. RefSeq lists its product as uncharacterized. The coding region runs from base 499 to 708 and encodes 69 amino acids. The record is from RefSeq and is a predicted model, not a curated record. The transcript has a single exon. Lineage: Eukaryota; Fungi; Ascomycota; Eurotiomycetes; Eurotiales; Trichocomaceae.